AUGUCGACAAAUCGUGCCCCGACUGCUCAUGGCGCGCAGCCAGCGCCUGAAAAGACAUACUUUGAACAGCAGCGGGAACUGCUGGUUGGCGAGAUUGCCCAGAGUCUAGAGCUCGUUCUUCAAAAUAUCAACAAGCUGAACCGCUCCCUCGAAGAAGUGACUCAAGUCGGCACCGAGUUUGCGCCCGUCGAGUCGCUAUGGAGUCACUUCGAGAACGUCAUGGCCAAGGACCCGAAUGAGCACGAGGAGAGCGCGCAGGAAGGACAGACAGAGCAGGAAGAAGCCACAGAAGUGGCGGAGCAUCAGAAGUGA
Molecule: messenger RNA, 312 nt
Organism: Ascochyta rabiei
Lineage: Eukaryota; Fungi; Ascomycota; Dothideomycetes; Pleosporales; Didymellaceae
Product: Dolichyl-diphosphooligosaccharide-protein glycosyltransferase subunit dad1
Exons: 2
Coding region: 1-312 (103 amino acids)
Cellular component (GO): mitotic spindle pole body; DASH complex; spindle microtubule
Source: RefSeq, a predicted model, not a curated record